This is a messenger RNA of Nothobranchius furzeri (turquoise killifish), 5166 nucleotides long. The record is from RefSeq and is a predicted model, not a curated record. Lineage: Eukaryota; Metazoa; Chordata; Actinopteri; Cyprinodontiformes; Nothobranchiidae.
GGAAACAGUUGGGAUGACUAACUCUUGCUGCAUUUUUAUUCUCCGAGUUUGUUGUCUGAUGUGAAGUUUCUGAGGUUAUAAAUGUCUGUUUUAUUCUCCGGCUGAGAUAACUACAGUUUUAUCAAUCACCGGAAGUGACAACCACGGAGCAACAUGUCGGAUUUUGCUGCGCAAAUUUGCGGUGAGCGUCUCACAGCAGAGCAAAUGGAUGAACAGAGGAUGCAGAAUGUGGCGUAUCAGUACCUGUGCAGGCUGGAAGAGGCCAAGAGGUGGAUGGAAGCGUGUCUGGAGGAGGAUCUUCCUGCUCCCACAGAGCUGGAGGAGACUCUGAGGAAUGGAGUCCUUCUAGCCAAACUGGGUCACCGCUUUGCUCCGACCGUGGUCCCCCUGAAGAAGAUCUACGACCCAGAGCAGCUUCGAUACAAGGCCCAGGGUCUUCAGUUCCGUCACACUGACAACAUCAACCACUGGAGGAGCGCAGUGACCUCACUGGGCCUACCGCAGAUCUUCCAGCCUGAAACUACAGAUGUGUACGACAAGAAGAACAUGCCUAGAGCUAUUUACUGCAUCCAUGCACUCAGCCUGUACCUGUACAGACUAGGUUUGGCCCCACCCAUUCAUGAUCUGUGUGGAAAAGUCAAGUUUACAGAUGAGGAAAUAAACAAUAUGAAGCUGGAGCUGGAUAAAUACGGCAUCCAGAUGCCGGCGUUCAGCAAGAUCGGAGGCCUUCUGGUCAACGAGCUGUCAGUGGACCAAGCUGCAGUUCAUGCUGCAGUGAUUGCCAUUAACGAGGCCGUAGAGAGAGGAGACGUGAGCGUCACAGCAGCAGCUCUGAGCAAUCCAUCCGCUCUCCUCCAUGAUCUGGAGGAGGAGUUGAUGAAGGUCUACCAGGAUGUGCUGCUCCAGGCCCGGAGGAGGAAGGCUGAAGGAGCACAAGGGAAGCGCGGAGGCUCAGAACACACAGACGUGUAUGAGGAGUUUCUGACCCAGAAGGAGAUCCAGGAGCAAGUUAACAUCGUUAACGUCAGGUCAGCAGUGGAGAUGGUGGACGAAGCUCUGGAUGCUGCAGACGAACUCUCUCUCCUCUCAGCCCUGCGGCUACCAUGUUUGUCCUUGAAGGGCCUCCAUACUGAAAACGGGUUCUGGUACCUGGACCAGCUGUUGGUGGACCGCCAGCACAAAGCUUUGGAUCAAGGAUCUGUGGAUCCUCUGGAACCCGCCGAGCUUCAGGACAGCAUUUAUGCUGCUAACCAGGAAGCCCAGAGAUCCCAAAAUCUUCUCAUAGCGGUGCAGAAGAUAAAUGCGUCACUGCGUGGAAACGACCCCCGCUGCACUGUGAGCUGCCUGAUGAACUCUGACCUGCAACUGCCACAGGUCUUCCCAUCUGCCGCAACGCUGUACCAUCACGAGCUGCGACUGCUACAGAAACGGGCCGUACAGGAAGAGCUACAGCAGGAGGAGCUGUUUGUUGCUGUGGAGAUGUUAUCAGCUGUUGCUCUCACCAAUCAAACUUUGGAAGUGGGAAACCUGCAGAAGUUCAGCUCAUCAUUGCUCAGCCCAUCUGUAGGACUCUCUGAUGUAGACCCGGCCAUGAUGGACAGGUACUUUGAACAUCUUUCAGGUGUAAAGCAACAGAAUGUCACACACUUUCUGACCUGGAACGAGCUGCAGGAAGGAGUCAACUCUGUCAACAACCGCGUGCAGGAGGAGGAGCAGCAACAGCUCCUGGCUGUCGGCCUGACCAAUGAGGCAGUGACGAGAGGAGACAUCCGUCUCCUGCUGUCCGCUUUGAUGCUGCCUUCCUGUGGGCUGGACGAGGUCUUACCUGCCCACAUCUGUAGAUACUUGACUCUGCUGACCAGAGCCAGGGAGCGCAAAGUCCAGGUGAGCAGAGACUUUGAAGCUGAGCUGUGGUUGGCUGAUAUCCAGGAAGCAGUGAAGCUGGCCAAUCAGCAGAGUCAGAAUGCUCUGAAGUUGUGUCUGGCCGUGGCGGCGGUGAACCAGGCUGUGAAGGAGAACCGGCCCAAACAGACGCUGCGUGUUCUGGCUCUGCCUGAGCUGCAGCUGACAGGGGUUCGUUCUGACUGCGCUGCAGAAUACCAGCAAGGGCUGAGCGCUCUCAUCGUUCACAGAACACCUUCAGGGUCAGGUGACAGCCGCAGCCCGUGGGUUCGAGUCCAACUACACGAUGGAUCUUUUUAUUACUUCCACCUGAAGAGGUUAGAGGGAAGCUGGGAGAAACCCAAAGAGAAACUCAACAACUUGUUCAUAGAUCAUCACGACAUUCAGGAAGUUGUUAGCAGCGUUUCUGCGUCCUACAGUCGUAGCGUAGAGUGGAGGAGCAGCGAAGCCCUGGUUAUCCGUCUGCAGGCUCGGUGUCGCGGCUUCUUGAUCAGGAGGCAGCUAGAAGCCCACCAUUACCUCAUCAGUCGGACAAAUGCCGUCAUCAUCAUCCAGUCUCACUGGAGGAGGUUUGUGCAGCAGCGGGAGUUCAGGCAGCGGCUGCAGUUCCUCCACAAAAACUGGAGAGCCAUCGUCAAGAUCCAAGCAUUUGUGAGGAUGUGUCUGACAAGGAGAAGAUAUUUAUCCCAACUGCGUUUCUUCAGACAGAAUGUGGAUGCUGUAAUAAAGAUCCAGGCCUUUUUCAGAGCCAGCAGAGCUAGACAUGAGUACCAGAUGCUUGUGGGUUCGGAUACGCCGCCCCUGUCGGUGGUCAGGAAGUUCCUCCACCUGCUUGAUAUGGGUGAUGGUGACAUCAGAGAGGAGGCGGGGCUUCUGAAUCUGAGAGAGGAAGUGGUGAGGAGCAUUCGCUUCAAUAAGCAGUUAGAGGCUGACCUGGACCUGAUGGACCUGAAGAUCGGUCUCCUGGUUCGAAACAGAGCCACAUUGCAGGAGGUUGUGUCUCACUGCAAGAAACUGACGAAGAAGAACAAGGAACAGCUGUCAGACCUGAUGGAUGUGGAGAGGAGUAAAGGCCUGAAGGCUCUGAGUCGACAGAGGAGGGAGAGACUGGAGGCCUACCAGCACCUCCUCUACCUGCUACAGACGCAGCCUCUGUACCUGGCUCAGGUGAUCUUUCUGAUGCCCCAGAGUCGCUCCACCUCCUUCAUGGAGAUGUUUGUCUUCAGUCUUUUUAACUACGGCUGUGACAGCAGGGAGGCCUACCUACUGCUGCAGCUGUUCACAGAAGCACUCCGAUACGAGAUCAGACUGAAGGUGGAGCAGCCUCAGGAUGUGGUCACGGGGAAUCCCACGGCCAUCAAGAUGCUGGUGAACUUCUACCGCCAUGCUCAGGGUCAGAAUGCCCUGAGGGAUUCUCUGGGCCCGGCUCUACAGGAUGUUCUGCAGGACCGGACCCUCAGCAUCAGAACCGACCCAGUUGAGGUCUACAAGAUCUGGAUUAACCAGACUGAGACUCAGACUGGACACAAGAGUGCUCUGCCUUAUGAGGUUUCUCCUGAGGAAGCUCUGGCCCAUCCUGAAGUUCAGAGACGAAUCGACAUCGCCAUAAUUAACCUGAAAAACCUGACUGAUCGAGUUCUCAAAUCCAUCACCUCCAACCUCAGCAAACUGCCGUACGGCCUCCGUUACACAGCAAAAGUGCUCCGAGAUGCACUGAAGCUGAAGUUUCCAGCAGCCAGUGAGGAUGAGCUAUACAAGAUUGUUGGGAAUCUGGUCUACUACCGCUACAUGAACCCAGCCAUUGUGGCUCCAGAUGGGUUUGAUGUUCUGGAUCGCUCGGCCGGCUCCUCUCUGCAGCUGGAGCAGCGCCACAUCCUGGGAUCCAUAGCUCGCAUGCUGCAGCAAGCCGCCGCUAACAAGCAGUUCCAUGGAGACGGGUACCAUGUCCGAGUCCUGAACCAGUACAUUAGCCAGACGCACAGCAAGUUCAGGAGGUUCCUGGUGUCUGUCUGUGAUGUCCCUGACCCUGAGGACAGAUUCAACAUGGACGAAUACUCUGAGCUGCUGAUUGUCCACAAGCCCAUCGUCUACAUCUCUGUCAGUGAGCUACUCAGUACUCACAAGUUGCUGUUGGACCACCUGGAUGUUCUGAGUCCAGAUCCCUCAGACCCGCUCAGGGUGAUACUGGACGACCUCGGACCUGUUCCUCCCCUGCAGGAUCUCACUGGUGAGUCUUCAGCUGAUCAAGGAGCAGAACUCGGUAAAAUGGAGGUUUCUCUGACCCUCACGAACAAGUUUGACAUCUUCAGUGAGUCCGUUGACCAACCAGACACCAGAGGACUGCUCUUUAGCACUAAACAGCUCAUAGUCGACGUCAUCAGAGCUCAGUCAGGGGACUCUCUGAGUGACAUCCUGAGAACAAAGACCUCACCUGAUCAGGAAGUGUGUCAUAACUGGCUGGUGCAGCGACGGGUCCGACAGGACGCCCACACACCUGAGAAGCUGAGGAGGAACCAGUCACUGGUCGCCAACGGCAGCCUGAGUUUAGAGGAGAAGAAGAGGAAGAUCGUGCGGAACCUUCGUCGUCUGGAGGCACUCGGAGUUCUGAGACCAGCUCAGACGGAUAACCAGAUCCUGCAGAUGAUCGUCAAGGACAUUCGGCAGCAGCGUCUGCACCGUCAGCUUCGGGGGGCGGAGCUUCUGAAGCUUCAGCAGACUCUCAGUAGGCUGCAUGAAAAAAGCAGUUUCUACAGCGAGCAAGUUGACUAUUACAGACAUUACAUCACUUCCUGUCUGGACAACCUGACCAAUAGUAAAUCAACCAAUAAGAAGAAUGAAGAAGGCAGAGAGAAGAAGAAGCUUCCAACUUUGAGCUACAGCGCCACCCGACUGCAGGAUAAGGGAGUUCUGGUAGAGAUCCAGGACCUGCCGACCACACAGUUUAAAAACGUGAUUUUUGACUUUGUUCCUGGACCUGAGAAUGGAACCUUCAUCAUCAAAACCCGAUUCCUCGGAGUUCAAUCACCACUGAAACAUAUUUUCUGAUAUCAUUUUUUACUAUUUAGUUCAUUUUAAUGUUUUUUCCUAACUGUUUUUAUGCUGAUUCAGAUCCAGUUCUCUCCCUGCCGAGCUUUGAACUCUGGUCUUGAAUCAGAUCUAAACACAAACUCGUUUACACACUCAUCUGAUUUUCCUUCACUACGUGUGCUGUUUUAUAACACUAUAUCUACUUCUGCAUUUAAUAAAAUGAAGAUGAAACUUUGA